Molecule: messenger RNA, 1014 nt
Organism: Enterobius vermicularis (human pinworm)
Lineage: Eukaryota; Metazoa; Nematoda; Chromadorea; Rhabditida; Oxyuridae
Source: the annotation of a GenBank genome assembly
AUGGCACUUUCCGGGUUAACAUUCUUAAGGAAUUCGACGCGGCUAUUGCCAUAUCGUGCAGUGACUAUUGGGUUUCCUACGGUCCCAGAAUACAGAAAGAACAGUUGCCGAAAUGCACACGCAACAAAUACAAUAAUAAAUUUCGUGCCCCAACAGGAAGCCUGGGUUGUGGAAAGGAUGGGGAAAUUUUAUAAAAUUCUGCAACCGGGCUUGAACGUCUUGAUUCCUUUUAUUGAUACGAUAAAAUACGUUCAGAGCUUGAAAGAAAUAGCUAUCGAGAUUCCUCAGCAGGGUGCAAUUACUAUAGAUAAUGUGCAACUGCAAUUGGAUGGAGUUUUAUAUUUACGAGUUGUUGAUCCCUAUAAGGCUUCGUACGGUGUCGACGACCCGGAAUUUGCAAUAACCCAGUUAGCACAAACCACAAUGAGGUCUGAAGUUGGAAAAAUAAAUUUGGAUACGGUUUUUAAAGAAAGAGAGCAGCUUAAUGUUUCUAUAGUUGAAGCAAUUAAUAAAGCAGCUGACCCUUGGGGUUUACAGUGCAUGCGUUACGAAAUCAGGGAUAUGACAAUGCCUAUCAAAAUUCAGGAAGCUAUGCAGAUGCAAGUUGAAGCGGAGCGUAAGAAAAGGGCAGCAAUUUUGGAGUCUGAGGGACGCAGGGACGCAGCUAUCAACGUAGCGGAGGGCGAGAAGAAAGCUCGCAUUUUAGCUUCUGAAGCAGCAAUGCAAAAGCAGAUAAAUGAAGCUCGUGGUGAGGCUGAUGCGAUAGUUCUUCGAGCAAAAGCUCGGGCAGAAGGCAUUAAGCAAGUUUCUGAAACAUUGGUUAAAAACAAUGGUAUUGAUGCUGCCACAUUAAUUGUUGCUGAAAAGUAUGUGGCAGCUUUAUCGAAUAUUGCCAAGGAAACAAAUACUGUGGUAGUGCCAUCAAAUCUUGCAGAUGCCGGGUCUCUUAUUUCCCAGUCUUUGGCAAUUUAUAAACAGCUAUCAGGCAAGAAAUUACCACCUGUGAGUUCUUAG